Colletotrichum tamarilloi is the source of this 363-nucleotide messenger RNA. RefSeq lists its product as uncharacterized. The coding region runs from base 1 to 363 and encodes 120 amino acids. The transcript has a single exon. The record is from RefSeq and is a predicted model, not a curated record. NCBI's taxonomy places the organism in Eukaryota, Fungi, Ascomycota, Sordariomycetes, Glomerellales, Glomerellaceae.
AUGCGGGUCAUUCGCAAGAUUGACGACGCAGACGAGCUCAUCCAAUCGUUCUUAGCAUCCGAGGAAUUCAUACUCUCUCAGAAUGAUGCCUCGCCGUCACUCGCUCCCCAUGAUCAGGAGCGUUUGCUCGACUUUCCAAAUGCCGAAACUCAAGCAGCGAACAUUGCUGAAUCGACUAAGCUAUCCAAAGAAGAUCUCCUUGAGCGUGCUGUCGAGUCACCCUCGCAGCUGACCGCCGCAGAGAACUCUCUGCUCAAGAACCGCUACUGGAUGAAUGUCUCGCCAGGCGAGGAACGUGAAGUCUCACGGGCAGCCGGGCUGAUCAUGGGACCCGAUAGAGUCUCAGAAGAGGAGUAUGAAUAA